AUAUGUCCAUGUGCUUUCAAAAGUAAACCCUCUUCCAACUUCACAUCUCUAUCUCUCCUGAAAUGUCAACAUUCAACCAUCUGUUAGAUCUUCAACCCCAAGAACAAAUUUGCUAUGUGCAAUGUGGUUUCUGCACCACAGUUUUACUGGUUGUUGUACCAUAUAGUUGUUUAUCUAUGGUCGUUACAGUCAAAUGUGGCCAUUGCACAAGUCUUCUUCCAGUCAACAUGAUGGGAUCAACUUUUCUUCCUCUUCAUUUCUCUUCUUUUGUUGAUGAUCAAGAAGAGCCAAUGGUGGAAGCUUCUGGAGAAGAAAAUUUUUCUAAAUUAAGCUUGAGCAAACAUAGCUCUUCCCCUCUCACUUCAUCACUUGAAAACGACGACGAUGAUGAUCUUGAAGUAGUAAACCAUGUCGUCAACAAGCCCCCCGAAAAGAGACAACGUGCCCCAUCCGCAUAUAACCAAUUCAUCAAAGAAGAGAUCAGAAGGCUGAAGACACAAGAUCCCAACAUGUCUCAUAAGCAAGCCUUUAGUACAGCUGCCAAAAAUUGGGCCCAUUCACCACUCAUUCAACAGAAUGAAGAAGAUAAAUCAAAGGGCUCAGGUGGUGAAUCCACAGGCAUGGUUCAGGAGCUUGGUUUGGACCAGCCAUCUUAAGUUGACAUAUCUGAUCAUAGAGUGCAAGCCGCAUAACAUGUUACGGAUUAAAAUAUCGAUAGUGACUAUAGAUAAGUAAUUAAUCUUCUAUGUAUAGGUUUGUUUUGCUUCAAAAAUUAACAUGUCCUAUGAGGAGUAGCUACCGUUUAUCGUUUAAGUAAUCUAAUUUAGCUUGUGCGUC
Helianthus annuus (common sunflower) is the source of this 837-nucleotide messenger RNA. Its product is annotated as axial regulator YABBY 4. Gene Ontology annotation, biological process: plant ovule development; cell fate commitment; polarity specification of adaxial/abaxial axis. The transcript is spliced from 6 exons. Gene Ontology annotation, cellular component: nucleus. Bases 63 to 656 code for a protein of 197 amino acids. NCBI's taxonomy places the organism in Eukaryota, Viridiplantae, Streptophyta, Magnoliopsida, Asterales, Asteraceae. The record is from RefSeq and is a predicted model, not a curated record.